AUGAGUUCCCCAGCUGUCCCGGCAAAUCUCACUCAUUAUCAUCAGCCCGAAACUCUUCUACACCAGCUUAUUUCCUCUAUCAACAAAAUUUCCCAGGAUGAGAGCUUUCAGCAGCUACAGAUCAUCCUCAAAGACCAUGGGAUUGUUCAAGAGAAGCUCCGCGCCACAGACACCGAAAAGGAACGAUUGACGAAGAAGAUUUUGGAGCAGAACGCGGAGACCAACAAGGCCUUGGAGGACAAAAUGACAGUCCAUAGAAAAUUUGAGGCACAGAAAACCAUAAACGCGGACUUGGAAUCAACGAUUAAAUCACUCGAGCAGGAGCUAAGCCGAGUGGUUGCACACAGCAAGAAGCAUGAGGAAUCCGUUGACAAACACAAGACCAUCCUUGAGAAGCAAAAGGAGCAGAUAGCAGCCGCAAAAAAAGAAGUCGCUACAGCAACGAACAAGUUGAAGAUGGCUAGCGACCAGCUAGGGUUAAAGUCCGACGCCCUGAAAGAAACGAAAAGAAAACUUGGGUUGUUUCAAUCCUACACGGUGAAACUAACGCCACUUGAACGUGAACGAGGUAAUAUGUAG
Messenger RNA from Pyricularia pennisetigena, 579 nucleotides. RefSeq lists its product as uncharacterized. The record is from RefSeq and is a predicted model, not a curated record. The coding region runs from base 1 to 579 and encodes 192 amino acids. The transcript is spliced from 2 exons. Lineage: Eukaryota; Fungi; Ascomycota; Sordariomycetes; Magnaporthales; Pyriculariaceae.